CGAGCUAUCAGCUCAAUAUGAGUCAAUUGUUUUAGGACAACAUAUCUGGAAUCAAGGAAUUAAACAAAAAGGGGCUCGGGAUUGGACCUCCGUAGCAAGCGGGCGCGUUUAUACGAGAAAGAGACGGAAAAGAUUAUCACGGAACUGGCUGCCAUGGCGACUACUCUCCCUCGACCCUCGAGGGCGCCGUUAAGUGAUCCACCCGCAUCAUUACCGCCAUUGCCAUCAAGCCGACCUCUGCCCGGCUCGCCGAAGACUCCAUCUUCAAAUAGGACCGUCUCAAGCUCGAGACUCCCCACGAGUCAAGCGCCCGGAAAAGCUCCCUCGACUCCCGUGCCUCCUCUUCCGACAGGGCAAUUGACUGAACCUCGCUCGGCUCUUCCAACGCCGCUUUCAAACGCACCGCUUAAGUCCCCAAUCGGACGGACGCCUACCACUGUACGGAAGGUGGUGAGCAUUUCAUCAUUUCCGCAGCCACCCAAGGGUAAUGGACGAUUUAUGAGCCAUUCAUCGAGUCCACUUGCUGGGGCUCAAACAGAGACACGGCGAGGCUCGGCGGACACGGACUGUUCUGUAAACAGAGAGACGCGCAGUAAAGGCGGGAAAAUGAAAACUCACAACGGUGGUGUCGCUCUUCGUACUUCGAGCCUCCCUGGUAAAGGCGGAGAGCCGAGAACGGGCCCCAAUGGUCGAGGUUCUGACGCGCUACUUAGCAUUCCAUCCCCGCCUCACAGCAGAAGCUCUUCUGCACAAGGAUCAGAUUCAACCGGCGCUACAACCCUGGAUGAAUCCGGGGAUGCGGGAAACAAGAUCGUUUCCGCAACUCAAGAUGCCAAAUUGAAGAGGGAGCCCAGCAACAAAGAUGGCAAAGGAAACGUCAUCGUGAGCGUUCGAAUACGGCCUGAUCUUGGCACAGCAGAGGGAGGGAAAUCAAAUGAAUGGCUUUUUGAUGGACAAAAGAGCCUACUGGCAUAUCGAGGGCGGGAAGGUGGCGACUACUAUUAUGACAAUGUGUUCACUCCGGAUGAUGGCAAUGACAGAGUGUAUGCGUCUUCAGUGAAGCGAAUCGUUCGUCGUGUAAUGGAAGGUUAUCACGGGACAGUCUUUGCCUAUGGUAUGACGGGUACUGGCAAGACCUUUACGAUGCAGGGUACAGACCCACAACCGGGUGUCAUACCCCUUGCUAUUCGUGACAUCUUUUCCUACAUUCGUGAAACACCUCGUCGAGAAUUUCUUUUACGGGUGAGCUAUCUGGAAAUUUACAAUGAAAAAAUUCACGAUCUUUUGGCUGCCUCAUCUACGAAUGGUGCGGCAGUUGGUAUUAACUCUCAGGAAGAGAUUAAGCUCCGCGAAGAUAGUAAAAGAGGUGUUUAUGCCACACCCCUCAAGGAAGAAAUUGUUCAAAGCCCUACACAGCUUCUUCGGGUGAUUGGCAGGGGUGACAUGGCAAGGCGCACGGGAAGUACACAAUUCAAUGCACGCAGCUCUCGUAGCCAUGCUGUGGUACAAAUUGUCAUUGAAAGCCGAGAUAGGACGGGAGGAAAUAGCUCUGUGCAAGGGGGCAAACGCUCUGCCAUGAAUCCAGGUGGAGUGCGGGUAUCCACUUUGAGUUUGAUCGAUCUUGCUGGGUCUGAACGUGCUGCGGAAUCAAAAGAGCGGCGAACAGAAGGUGCACAUAUCAACAAGAGUUUGCUCACUCUCGGAACAAUCAUCUCCCGUCUUUCCAAGGAUAAAGAUAAGAGCGGCAAUACGACGAAUGCCGAAGAUCGACAUCUUCCCUUUCGAGACAGCAAAUUGACCAGACUACUUCAGCCUGCGCUCUCUGGAAAUAGUCUUGUGAGUAUACUGUGUACCGUUCACCUAAGUCUAGCAGCCAGUCCCGCCGGAAACGCCACCGAGACUCUAAACACUCUCAAAUUUGCUGCUCGUGCAAAGAAUAGUAUUGUUAGUCAUGCGAAAAAGGCCGAAGAAUCAUACGGAGCUGGCUCUGGCGAUGCAGGAAGCAGAGUACUGCUUGAGCGAUAUCGCAUGGAAAUUCAAGAUCUGCGAAGCCAGCUUGAGAAUCAGGCAAAGGCUGCAAAGGACGUGGAGGACCAGAAUGAGCGAAUAAAAGAAGAAAAGGAAGCCGAACAACGACAUGAGGAACAAAUUUUGGAGAUCCAAUUGGCUCGAACUGCCUUGAAGGAGCGCAUUGAACAUCUUACACGCCUAAUCCUGUCGUCGAAAUCCACUGGUGUGAAUUCGAGCCGAUCAUUUUCUUCUUUGAGUACCCGAGUCAGAAACACUGCUGCCAGUAGCGAUACAAUCGUCGCCAAGCCGUUGCGUUCUUCAACGAGCCACUCGACACUUGGCGUGCCUCGUCCUGCCUCAGUCCGCACAUCAUCUGCAGAGUCGGCUGAUCCUGGGUCUCCCACGAGCAAUCUAGAAAAUUCUCCAACUACUCCCGGAGAGAUGGGAUCCGAUGAGGAAGAUUCGGUUGGCGAGUACGGGAAUGGCAGAGCUAGCGUUGGAUCGCAGGUUCGUGCCUUGCAGGCCGACCUCGCCGACAGAAACCAAUAUAUCUUGACGCUUGAAAGGCGCCUUCUCCACGCUCGACGAUCGAGUCAUUCACGGACUUCGCUUCAGCUGUCGCCACCACAUCGCAUGUCGGAGGCUACGCCCGAGGACAAUGUCCGAAGACUUCUUGACGAAAAGGAUGCAGAAAUCUUUGAUCUUCGUGCUCGUCUAGACGAUAAGGAGCGUAUGAUAGCUGCACUGCGCACAGCGGCCCGCAAACGCGAGGUGGCAGAGAUGACCUCUAAGCGAAAUCAUCGAGGUUCUGUUCACAGCCGCAAAAGCAGUUUUGGCAGCAGCACUACAAACACAAAUCCCGUCUCUCCUACGACUCCUUCUUCCUUUUUGGCCUCGGACAAGCGGCUAAAGCCAGUCGAUGAGGUCACUCGCAUUUUAGAUGAAAUGCUUCAAGACCGUGUCGGCCCUGGUACUCAAGGACGCCGAGGCACUGUUCGCUUCUCCGAUGACAUCAAGCCCGAGGUUGUUGUUGAUGAUGUCAAUGGCCUAGAAAUUGUAAAAGGUGAAGCUCACGCAAUGUGAACAUUAGGGGUUGUAAAUUUCUGGCCAGUGCCAUGUAUCUUUCAUUUCCAGCUUGAUUUUUCUACCAUUUGACGGCGUCGAGGCAGCAUUCGAUCAAGGCAUCCAUCUAGCAUUUCGAUACCCUAUACCUGAAAAGACUUUGUUUUCCGUUUUGUACUCCUCUUUAUCUUGUCCGGUUUAGACAUCACUCUGAUUGAAAUGGAUCUUCAUCUGAUCUCUUUUUCAAAUUGUUAUUUCUCUCGAAAUUUCUUUUGGUCGUGGUCCU
Xylona heveae TC161 is the source of this 3358-nucleotide messenger RNA. RefSeq names its product kinesin-domain-containing protein. Gene Ontology annotation, molecular function: microtubule binding; microtubule motor activity; ATP binding. The transcript is spliced from 2 exons. Bases 154 to 3093 code for a protein of 979 amino acids. The record is from RefSeq and is a predicted model, not a curated record. Gene Ontology annotation, biological process: microtubule-based movement. Lineage: Eukaryota; Fungi; Ascomycota; Xylonomycetes; Xylonales; Xylonaceae.